AUGACUGACUACCGGGUCAUUGUUUGUCGUGAAGGUUUUUGUAAGCCAAUUGCCAAAGGAGCAUUUUCAGCAGCCUGCACUAUUACUCUAAUAUGUGGAAAAUUCAAUAUUUUAUUCGAUCCAGGCAGCCCGUGGGAUGCGGAUAUGAUACACUCGAUUUUAGGCGAGCACAAUCUUGAAUGCAAAGACAUUGACUACGUUAUCUGCUCCCAUGGGCAUGUUGACCACAUCGGCAGUCUAAAUUGUUUUCCUUCUGCUACAAUAUUAAUCGGAACGGAAAUUAUGCGAUCCGGCAGAACUGUUGAGCAUAAUUUCUCCUUUGUCAACCCUUUCAUUAUUGACGACAACGUGCGGAUUAUCUUCACUCCUGGACACACAAAGAAUGAUGUAUCAUUAGUGGUUGAGAAAACUCGAGAAUUCGGAACUGUCGUUGUAUCUGGUGAUCUUUUUGAAUCUCAACAAGAUCUUUUGGAUUCUCAGUUAUGGAAAUCCAGUAGCUUGGAUGCUAUUUUACAGGAACGUAGCCGGAAUUACAUUUUGUCGUUUGCUAAUUACAUUAUUCCUGGCCACGGUUCGAUGUUUCGAGUUUAG
This is a messenger RNA of Mesocestoides corti, 591 nucleotides long. The record is from the annotation of a GenBank genome assembly. Lineage: Eukaryota; Metazoa; Platyhelminthes; Cestoda; Cyclophyllidea; Mesocestoididae.